AUUUCAAGGAAAAAACACACACAAGCUCCUUCCUCCCCUUCCUUCUGGGAGGGAAGAGCAAGCGUGGAGAGAGAAAAAUCUAUCUGAGAAUGAGCAGCGAGGACAGUGAGGGAAAAAUAUAUGAGUGGGAGAGGGAGAAACAAGAAGAAGGAGGAGGAGGAUGAGGAGGAGGGGGAGCAAAUUAAAAGUUGCCAAAUGGAGAUAUUGGGUUUCAAGAGGAGUGAGACAGGAGUGUAAUGGAUGAUGAAGACGACCGCCGUCUUCUGGAUUUUAUAGGAGAUGUGCAAGCAUUGAAUGAAUAUCUUCAUGGUUCAAAUAGUAAAUCUAUCGGAGAAGAUGAUGUGACAAAUGCAGCUUUUGGGUCUGCCAGCUCUUUCUUCACCAGUGACACUGGUAGCUCUAAUGAAGGACUCAAAGAUGGCCACAAUCAUUUGGGAGAAUUUGAGGAGGCUGGUGAUGUUGAGCUUCAGCUCUCAAGUGGCCUUCCGUUUAUCGAGGAUGAGCUUGAAGGUGGAAACUCUCCAGGUGGGGAUGAUCUUGGGGGUGAGGACCAACCCUUUGACAUCCUCCAGAAGUCAUUGCUGGAAGCAGAUAUCACAGAGCAGACAUUGGCUCAAGAGGCCCUUUUGGAGUCCCAACCAUCUCUUAUUCCCACAGCUGACGCCUUCCCUCAGCAGCUGGUCUCUGGGGGUUUUGGAGGUCCUGGUGUGGUGGCACCAUUGCCCCAUGCUGGGGCACAACCUCAGGCUUUUAUCCAGCAGGUUCCCCAGCUACCCUUGCCAAAUGGCCCCACAGGACACAUCCAGGUAGUUGGACCUUUUAAUGGCAGUGCCUCCUCUAUGAUGACUAUCAACAGUUUGGAACAACCUCAGAUCCUUUUGAGGCCAAGUGGAAAUUUAAUGACCAACAGCAGUGGGCAAGGUGCCAUGUUUGCCCCUUCCACGGCUGGUCAGGUGUCAAUGUCCUUCAAUAAAAGGACAGUUCCUGUUCAGAAUUUUAUCAUUCAGAGAGGCACUGCACAACAGACAUUGAUUAGACCUAUUCAGCCUAAACCCCUACAGUCAGGGGGACAAACUGUAUACAAUAUCAGCAACAUUGGGCUUCAACCCAGCAGCACCACUACUGCUAAUGUGGUCAGUAGCACCUACACAGCCAGUGGCUCUCCUCAACAGAUGAAAGUGGUAAACCCAGCCAGCAACAUUGUAAUGCAUUCGCCUCUGGGGCAACAAGCGCAGCCCCAACCCCAGUCCAGUCUGCCUCAGGGGCAGUUUUUGCUACCCAGUUCUAUUUCCCUCACUCCUGGAACCACUGUUCAUGGCUUCCAGGCUGUGAAUGGGCAGGUGAUACAAGCAAACACUCAAAUGGGCAACCCGUCCUCAAUGAGCACUACCACCUACUCGAUCUUGACCAAUCAGAACACAACAGUACAGCUUAUCGCUGGGCAGAACUUUUCAGCUGGUGGGCAGUUGAUAAUGAAUCAAGGUUUGGUCAGUGGAGGUCAGAUAGGCCAAGCUUCACCGACACCUGUUGUGCAGCUGUCACAGAGACCUGGAGCCAUGGCCAAGGUCUGGACCGCCAGUGCAUCGCCUAGCCCCACUCCUAUGCAGAUGUCACAGACAUCGGGCCACCUUACCAUGGUUAAUUCUGGUAUCCAAGGCCCACAGGUUUGUCAGCAGUUAUCGGUUAGCCCAGGACAGCACCUCCUUAUGCCCGUAGCUCAGAACUCUCCAGCUUCUUCUGGAGUUCAGGAGUUUCAGCAAGUCUCUCUAAACCAGGACACCACCGGAGCAACACAAAGAGGGCAGACACAACUAGUUAAUCUCCUUGGAACCAAAGCUGUGAAAACGCUGACUCCUGCCAAUCAGGAAUCGCCACUCACACCUAAGCGACCUGCAACUCAGCAGCUUACUAGAGGAGGAAUGAUCCUCCAGCAGCUAAGAAGGGAUCAUAGUGGAGUCAUGUCUCCAGAGCGGACACCCUUCGUUUCGUUAAAUGAUGUCAUUGACAAAUUGCUUCCAUAUCAUGUUUUCCAAGGCUCACCACGACAAGAUGAAGAAUUCACCAAAGUUGAUGAAGAGUUUGAGGCAGUUGCCACACAAGUGUUAAAAAGAACACAGGCCAUGGUGAACAAAUACAGAUGCUUACUCAUGGUGGAAGCAGAGAGGUCCAGCCCUUCAUCAGAAAUGGUGAUGAUUGACAGGACGUUUAACCAAGAGGAGCGGAGCAACUUGACUGAAGACAAACGAACGGUAUUAGUGGAUCCAGAUCGCUUCAUGGAAGAAUUCUGCUGUGGCCCUAAGAUGACGAUCCCAAGUCCAGAAGUCAAGGCCACAGCCAGCAAUGAGGGAAAUCCCAGCAUAAUGGGGACAUCACCAAGGCAUUCCAUGAGUCAUGUCGUUAGAGACGGGCAGGAAAUGAACAGCCACACAGAACCUGCUUAUAGGACAGACUCCCAUCUAGAAAUUGGGAUGGAGGAACACAGAAGAACUCCUAUCAAGUGCAUCCUGGACAUGAAAAAAAUGAAGUGCAACAACUUCAUCAGCAGCAGUCAACAUGCCAACUACCCUACAUCUCCCAGACAAUCACAGCAUAGCUCUGCCCAGGGCUACCCAUCAAGCCUGGGGCGGAGUCAAGAACAGCAACUUUCCGAUCAUAGUCACGCCCCAUUGGCUGACACAGACUCUGUGCUUGAAGCUGCCGUCAAUAGCAUCUUGGAAUGUUAGACAGUGCCAUAUUUAUGUUUGUUAGUCUCAUUUCAUUUCAUGCCAUGUCUGUGCAAGUGGGAUUCCAUGACGUACACUGGCAUUAUAGCAGUUGAAAAGUGCACACAGCAACUCUGAAAGUGGCAAGAAAAGGGUGGUGAUACUCUAAUAUUGUGCCUAUUGUUCUAGAGAAGUUUACACGAGAAAGCCUUUUUUGACAAUUCUAUGUAGGAGACUUUUGCAAACACACACACACCAAUAUGUGCGUUUAUACAUAAUCAAGCAGUGAGUUGAUGGUGUGACGGUUAGGAUUGUCAUGAGUAGACAUUGUUAUUUGUAGCUUAUCAGUUAAUAUCAAACACACCUACAGUUAGUCUGAUAGUCUGUCUGGAGUAAAGGUUGUAAGGUUAUCUCUCCAAUUGUGAUGCACCAUUGCAGUUGACACAAACACACCGGCACAUUCGUUUUUGAGCAUUGGUCAUGUUACUUUUUUAAAACAUUUGUUUUGCAUUUAGUUUUGUACCUUACAGGUAUGUGACCUCUCCACAGAGACAAAACUCACGUGGUUUUGCGCAGGUGGAAAGUUAAGUCCUCAGAUUGAGGGUACAUUGUUACAUUAUGUUUAUCUUUUUUUUCCGUUUAAUUCAUUUUUUAAAAGGAUGCAUUAUAUAUAUAUAUAUAUAUAUAUAUAUAUAUAUAUAUAUAUAUAUAUAUAUAUAUAUAUAUAUAAAUAUAUAAAUUUGUAUUUUAUUUUUUUAAAUGUGCUGCUCUCUGCCUGGAGAAAAUACGUGCUUUUGUGCACCUUCAGUUAGUGUCUCAGAGAACUGGCAUGGGUGAAUCUCUUAAAAACAUUUCCAGGUCACAUUUUAAUCCAAGGUAAAAAAAAAUAAUAAAAAAUCUAUAUAUAUUUUUUGCAUUAAAAAAAUGAGGCCUAUUGUUUAUAUAUUUUGUGUAUUGUGUCAUUUUUUUUUCAUUACUGUUAAGCAAAUUUACCCUCCAAAUUUUCAUUACUAAAAUGCGCCUUUCCUGAAAUAAAAAUCUAAUGCGUAAUGUUAGUUUUUUGUUUUGUUUUGUAAUUCCCAUUGUUCUCAUUGAUGAUUCUCAUCAGAUUCUCAUUACUGUAUUACAGUAAAAAAAAAAAAAAAACUGUAGUACAAUGCAAAGUAAAUUACCAUAAAUUAAAAGGUAGUACAACAUACACUAUUAUGAUUUAUAAAUACUUUGACUGAAUUGUUUUAUUGCAUUGCAAUAUGUCAGUUAGAUUUUUUUUUUGCAAUACCUUAAUGAGAAUUGGUUGAGAUGUGCUUGAUUAUAAUAAAAAUAAUGACACAAUGCAAAAAAAAUUGAAACAUAGCCUUAUAAAAAUAAUAAAAAUAGGCUUAUAAUGUCAAUAAUUAUAUAAUGCAAAAUUUAGAUUUUGGGGUAAAAUAUGACCGGCACAUGUUAUUGACGGGUUUCACGAGAUUCACACAUAUGGAUGUUCUUUGAAAUUUUAAUUUUCCCUUGUGCUUUCUGUCCCUGCUGGUCAGGCUGUGGUCUUUGCUGGCAGUUGGUAUGCAGAUUCUGCCCCUAGAGGCAGCUUUUAUAUUUGCACAGGUGGACAUGACCAUGUACUUUCACAAAUAGCCAUUUUCAUAGCGCUUAUAGCCCCUCUGCAGAUCACUUUUCUCAUAUGCACAGAUUUUUACGUAAAAUUGAAUUGGUGAAAGCAGAUUAGGUGCCGUCACAGCAUAUCAGAUUUUUCAAUUAGUUGCAUUAUGAGAUGGCUGUAUACUGAGAUAAUAGCUUCAUGUAGUUUGGUUGGAGGGUGUCCGGCCAUUUUUUCUGUGUGCAUAUUUGAUAAACAUUUGCUCACAUUUCAACAACCCCUUUUGAAGAAUCAUUUCUAAAGAGGAGACUGUAAGUACUCAGUCUGACUUUGUAGUCUAGAAUGUAUUUUCCACAUUAACCGUGCUAUUACAGGGCUUGUCAGCUUAAACAACGGGAAUGUGACCAAGACAAUGUCAAUGACUGACCAGGGCAGAGAAACUGCAGUGUUUGGACAUUUUUCACAAGUUUGUGUUUGAAUUAGCAUCCAAUCCAGAGCCGAAGGUUGCUUGUUUCCAUCUAUAAAUGUCAUCCCAUUGUUUUUCAUCUUCAACACUAACCACCACUGUCUUUCCCAGCAAUUCAACCAAAAAUUAUAAACGACAAAAAAUAAGUUAAAUAAUCUCUGAUCUGAGCACCAGUGGUCGGUAUUAGGGAGCACUCUGAAGACCUUCACUUUGAAGGGCUUCUUUGCCUUAGGACAGAGCGAGUGAAAACUCAUUGAAAUAGUCUAUCAUUUGUUUUUACUGCUUUUUGUUGUGAGAGAGUGGCCUUUGAUUAACGUAACACCCGUGGUAAAAGUUGCUUUUAAUGUAUAAUGCUUUUUAAUAUUUUCUGCAUCACCCAAAACUUGAUUUGUAAUGUUUGUAUUACAAAAAUUAAAACAUGAAACACAAAAUAUUUAUACUUUUUGUAAAGAAAAAGAAUGUAAAAGUUAUUUUUAUUAUGAUAGGUAUGUUCGGUCAUACUAUAUGUGGUCAAUUCUUUAUUUGAGUGUUCAUUACAACAAAGAUAAAUCAAUAUUAAAUUCAUUUUGAAUACAGAUGAUAUUUUGUAAUACCAGUGUUUUGAAUUAAUUAUAUAGUUGAAGUCAAAAGUUUACAUACACCUUAGCCAAAUAAAUGUUUUCACAAUUCCUGACAUUUAAUCGUAGAAAACACUCCCUGUCUUAGGUCAGUUAGGAUCACUACUUUAUUUUAAGAAUGUGAAAUGUAAGGAUAAUAGUAGAGAGAAUUAUUUCUUUCAGCUUUUUUUUCUUUCAUCACAUUCCCAGUGGGUCAGAAGUUUACAUACACUUUGUUAGUAUUUGGUAGCAUUGCCUUUAAAUUGUUUAACUUGGGUCAAAUAUUUUGGGUAGCCUUCCACAAGCUUCUCACAAUAAGUUACUGGAAUUUUGGCCAUUCCUUCAGACAGAACUGGUGUAACUGAGUCAGGUUUGUAGGCCUCCUUGCUCACACAAGCUUUUUCAGUUCUGUCCACAAAUUUUCUAUCAGAUUGAGGUCAGGGCUUUGUGAUGGCCAUUCCAAUACCUUGAUUUUGUUGUCCUUAAGCCAUUUUGCUACAUGGUAUGGAGGUAUGCUUGGGGUCAUUGUCCAUUUGGAAGACCCAUUUGCGACCGAGCUUUAACUUCCUGGCUGAUGUUGCUUCAGUAUAUCCAUAUAACUUUCCUUCCUCAUGAUGCCAUCUAUUUUGUGAAGUGCACCAGUCCCUCCUGCAGCAAAGCACCCCCACAACAUGAUGCUGCCACCCCCAUGCUUCACGGUUGGGAUGGUGUUCUUUGGCUUGCAAGCCUCACCCGUUUUCCUCCAAACAUAACGAUGGUCAUUAUGGCCAAACAGUUCAAUUUGUGUUUCAUCAGACCAGAGGACAUUUCUCCAGAAAGUAAGAUCUUUGUCCCCAUGUGCACAUGCAAACUGUAUUCUGGCUUUUUAAUGGCGGUUUUGAAGCAGUAGGUUCUUCCUUGUUGAGCAGCCUUUCAUGUCAAUAUAGGAAUUGUUUUCUGUGGAUAUAGAUACUUGUCUACCUGUUUCCUCCAGCAUCUUCACAAGGUCCUUUGCUUUUGUUCUGGGAUUGAUUUGUACUUUUCGCACCAAACUACGUUCAUCUAUAGGAGACCGAAUGGGUCUCCUUCCUGAGUGGUAUUAUGGCUUUGGUGUCCCAUGGUGUUUACACUUGCAUACUGUUGUUUGUACAGAUGAACGUGGUACCUUCGGGUGUUUGGAAAUUGCUCCCAAGGAUGAACCAGACUUGUGGAGGUCCACAAUUUUUAUUUCCUUGGCUGAUUUAUUUUGAUUUUCCCAUGAUGUCAAGCAAGGAGACACUGAGUUUGAAGGUAGACCUCCAAUUGACUCCAAUUAGCCAAUCAAAAGCUAACUGGCUAAUUGCCUUAAGGCUUGACAUAAUUUUCUGGAAUUUUCCAAGCUGCUUAAAGGCACAGUUAACUUAGUGUAUGUAAACUUAUGACCCACUGAAAUUGUGAUCUAGACAAUUAAAAGUUAAACAAUCUGUCUGUAAACAUUUGUUGGAAAAAUUACAUGUGUCAUGCACAAAAAAAAUGUCCUUAACGACUUGCCAAAACUAUAGUUUGCUAAUAUGAAAUCUGUGGAGUGGUUAAAAAAUUAGUUUUAAUGACUUCUUCAACCUAAGUGUAUGUAAACUUCUG
This is a messenger RNA of Myxocyprinus asiaticus (Chinese sucker), 6951 nucleotides long. RefSeq names its product BRD4-interacting chromatin-remodeling complex-associated protein-like. Gene Ontology annotation, cellular component: SWI/SNF complex. Lineage: Eukaryota; Metazoa; Chordata; Actinopteri; Cypriniformes; Catostomidae. Bases 237 to 2723 code for a protein of 828 amino acids. Gene Ontology annotation, biological process: positive regulation of DNA-templated transcription. The transcript has 11 exons. The record is from RefSeq and is a predicted model, not a curated record.